UUGGGAGUCCCAGUUAGUUGUAUAUUUUGCUUGAGAUUACUACAAACUCAUGAUUAAGAGGAAAAUGAUUCAUGGACAGCCUAACUUAUGUUGAUAUUGACUUUGAGGAGCAUUAUGAACAAGGAAUAACAGAUUUAGACACUUUAUCUUUCCACCUUUCAAAUUUAUUUCAUAACUACGCACUCACCCCUCCCAUCUCACUGACAAUCACUUGUCUGGAAAGAUGGUGGCUCUAAAUUCGAAGGAUUAUUAGCCAGUCUUGGAAGCUCGUACACGUUCUUCGUUUCUUAGGCUCAUUUCUUCCUCGGACAUGUGGCGGGAAGAGAGAAGAAACAACGCAAGCCCAUAUGCUGGAAGAGAUGAAUUCACUGUAGUGAUCAGUGGUGUCAUUCAUGUACUCAAGAAAGAGUGAAAUUUUGAAGAUUACCAAGCACGAAUGGAAACUUGGUAUCAAUAUAGGGAGGGGAACAUGCAGUGAGGUUUUUGAGGCUUCUGGGACCCUCUGCUUGAAAAAUGGGCGUAAAAGAGCUGUUAAAGGAGCUGUUAAGAUUUUCAAGGAAGGAUCGCAAUAUGAACAGACUGCUAUCAAUGAGAUAAAGAUUCUGCAGUAUUUAGGUCAUGAAGCUGGAUCGCUCAAUAUACAUUGCAUUGUGCACUUAUUGGAUUAUUUCCUAUACAGAGGUAGUUUUCAUUUGGUUUUUGAGCGGUUGGAUUGUCAUCUUCACCACAUUUUACUUAAGCACUCAGGCAAAGGUCUUCCUCUUUCCAUUGUGAGAAGAUGUUCUAGGGAUGUUGUUGAAGCUCUGAGUUUUUUAGCCAUCAGUAGGGUUGUUCACGGUGACCUAAAGAUGUCCAAUGUAAUGUGGAAUCCAAAGAGAGGGAUCUUUCAACUUGUGGAUUUUGGACUUAGUUUCACUGAAGGACAUCAACUUUCUCAACCACUUCAGAGCCCUGGUUACCAAUCUCCUGAGGUGCAAAUGUGGAACAGAUUAGUUGCUAAUGGUGUUACUGAGAAAAGUAUGUUGAAAUGUUUUUUUGCUUGUGACAUGUGGAGCUUUUCUUAUGUCCUGUGGUACAUGUACACAGGACAGUCAGCUCCCAGACAUGAUGCCUAUGAACCAGUCUGUGUCAUGUGCUUGCAAGAAAAGGAUGCUGAAUGUGUACAUUUCCACCAAAUCCAAAAGGAAUUACCCAAAGAUGAAAGAAAGAUUACACUUGAACAACAUAACUUUUUUCUUGACUUUGUUAUGAGAAUGAUGAAGUGCAAACCAGAGCAGAGGAUAACACCUUUUAAUGCCAUGCAGCAUGCCUUUCUUAAUGGAGGUUCUCCUUGGAAUACUCCUUUGGGUUUGACAGAGUUGUUAUUGCUUCCAACUAGGAUCUUGCAGCUGACCAACAUUCAUUUGGAAGACCUUUCUGCUGAAUUCCUAUUUGAUGAAUUGAUAGAUGUGAAGGAGGAGUGUGCUAAGUUUGGUGCUCUGAAGGGAUUCAAGUUUGCUGGUGAUUCAAACACAGGAUAUAA
This is a messenger RNA of Stylophora pistillata, 1522 nucleotides long. RefSeq names its product serine/threonine-protein kinase Kist. Gene Ontology annotation, cellular component: neuronal ribonucleoprotein granule; nucleus. Gene Ontology annotation, biological process: regulation of protein export from nucleus; peptidyl-serine phosphorylation; positive regulation of translational initiation. Gene Ontology annotation, molecular function: nucleic acid binding; protein serine/threonine kinase activity; ribonucleoprotein complex binding. The record is from RefSeq and is a predicted model, not a curated record. Lineage: Eukaryota; Metazoa; Cnidaria; Anthozoa; Scleractinia; Pocilloporidae.